Polyodon spathula (Mississippi paddlefish) is the source of this 928-nucleotide messenger RNA. Its product is annotated as tripartite motif-containing protein 16-like protein. The transcript has a single exon. NCBI's taxonomy places the organism in Eukaryota, Metazoa, Chordata, Actinopteri, Acipenseriformes, Polyodontidae. The record is from RefSeq and is a predicted model, not a curated record. Gene Ontology annotation, molecular function: protein binding. The annotation marks the transcript as partial.
CUCCUCUACCCAUCCUCUUCUCUUCAAUCAGAUUCCUAUCAGCUCACACUGGACCCCAACACAGCGCAUAGAAACCUCUAUCUGUCUGAAGGGAACAGAAAGGUGACAUGCAGAGAAGAGACUCAGCCAUAUCCUGAUCACAUAGAGAGAUUUGACAGAUGGGCCCAAGUGCUUUGCAGAGAGGGUUUGUCUGGGACUCGCUGUUACUGGGAGAUUGAGUGGAGUGGGGAAGAGGCUGUUAUAGGAGUCACAUAUAAAGGAAUCAACAGGAAAGGACAGGAUGAUUCCUGUGCCCUUGGAUACAAUGACAAGUUCUGGAGUUUGGAGAAUGUUGGUUCCAGUUACUCUGCCUGGCACAAUAACAAUCACACUGCAAUAACUGCCCCCUGCUCCCCCAGAAUAGGAGUGUAUCUGGACUUUAAUGCCGGCACUCUGUCCUUUUAUGGCGUCUCUGACACAGUGACCCUCCUGCACAGAUUCCAAACCACAUUCACUGAGCCGCUCUAGCCUGGGAUUUUUGUAGAUGAUGAUUCAACUAUAACAAUCUGCCAGCUGAAGUAGGCUUUUUUUUUUUUUUUUUUUUUAAAGAAAAUCUUUGUAUAGAACUUCCAGUCUGUCCACUCCACUCCUCAGGUCAAGGGAAUGUUCAAUCUGACACCACUUUGUAUGAAUGUUAGGGGGUAAAGUGGCUCCACCUGCAGAGUGACACAAUGUGAAUUGUUUGUUUUUACACUUGGGGCCGAGGCAGCCUCAUGUUUACUGUUUCAUCUUUGUCAGGUUAGUGUUUUUGUAAUUGUAAACACUCACAACUGGACACUUGUUUCAGAAUUGUGAGAAUUGUGUCUCUUGCUGUAAUUUGUAUGUAAAUUGUUACCACAUAAGUUAUUCAGCCCCAUGUCUUUAUUGUAGAAUCUAAAACUGUUUUUUU